Molecule: messenger RNA, 2144 nt
Organism: Cyprinus carpio (common carp)
Lineage: Eukaryota; Metazoa; Chordata; Actinopteri; Cypriniformes; Cyprinidae
Source: RefSeq, a predicted model, not a curated record
UAUGCCAGAAAUUUGAUUUGUAUCAUAAGGAGUUUCCUAUUGUUGGCAGUAUAUUACCAUGGCAACACAUCCUGUGCAGUGAGGUAAUGUGUGUCCCUCUGGUGAGGGUGCAGCAGACCAGUGUCAGUCACAUUAACCCCUGGUUAAACACACGUUAGACCGUUUUGACGCAAACACCCAGCAGUGCAGUGCGUGCAGGUCAAACAAAAUGGCUUUGACAGCAGUCCAUGGAUUUCACUAGAGAACAAUGAAAAAGAGGAUAGACUAAAACAAAGGAAUUAGUAUGAUUCAUCAACUGUUACUAACUUUAGGUCCAUUAAGCCACACCUCCAUCCAGGACUGAUUGACAGCUGACAUUCUGUCUGUGGAUAAAAGCUGUGCAAAUAAAAGAUUAUGCUUCAUUUACCACCAGUACCACUCUGGAGACUCUAUUACAGAAGCUCUUCAGCCAGAGGAAUACCAUUCAGUGAAUUUAAAUCCCAUUUCACUUUCUUCAGCAUGAGGCACAUUAGAUUACAUUAUACCGGCGCUGCAUUCUUCUUACUGCUGUUCUCUGCAACAGGUGCUGAGCCCUACAGUCUUUUAAAAGUCCUCGAGGGCCUCCAGGCAGAGCCACAGAACUACCCUUCACCCCUGUACUCGUUCUCCCUCUGCAUGGAGAUCAACAACCGUGUCUUCAGCGACGCUCUCCUCAACUCAAGCUCACAGCAGUACAAGCGCAUGUAUGCAGAGGUUGCUGGAGCUCUGGACAUCGCCUUUAACUGCUCUGACUGUGACACAAGAGAAACCUACAGAGGAGUGACGAACAUACAGUUCAGUAACGGGUCUGUGAUCGCAAAUUGUACCAUCCAGUUCCAGACCAUUUUUAUCAACCAUGUUGUGAUCAAACAUUUGUUCUUGAGGGCUGUAGAUAACACUCAGCUGAAUGGUCUUGAAGUGAACAGAAAGUACACUGAUGAAAUAGUCACACCUAUCUGGCUUUUUCCAAAAUCCUCAACUCCGAUGGCAGAAACUAGUGUUCAGGGGCUUCCUGGGUGGGCCAUUGCAUUGUUAGUGCUGGCAUGCAUCAUCAUCCUGCUUCUCUUCAUCAUCUUACUACUGAUAUGCUUUUGGUGCUGUAGGAGAAAAGAAAAAAAGGAAGAAACACAAACAGUAACACCGUAUGAGAGAACGUCUUUCAAAGAACAUCUUGCCAAUCCCACAUAUAUGUCACACGCACCUGAGAAGAGCCCCAACUACCGGAGCUUGGGAGAACCGGAAGCACAACAUGGCAACCUAUCAGGGAUCUACAUGAAUCCUCAGAGAUGAAAACCACAACACCACUCACUAUAAGAGAGAGGCAUGGAGUAACUGAUGCCAUGAAGAGUCAGGAUGGUAAAGCGGUUUCUCUCACAGAAGAUGCUGGUUUCUUCAGCAAGUUUCUAAAAAUGUGGACUUGUCAUCAUUACCAUGUGUAAUAUAAGUAUUAUACUCAACUGAAUAGAAAACUAUUUAUUUCUGUACUAUUUAUGAAGCACAGAUAUGGGGAUUUGGGUCUGUGAACUUUUGCAUCUCUUACUCUGUUUCAGUGGAACACCAUAAGGCUGGGGCUAGUUUUCACACUUAAUACUCCACUAAAUAUUUACCAGGUUAGGUUUAUUCUCUGAACAUUUGCACUGCUUCAACAAACUUAAAGUGUGCAUGAUAAUAGGUGGUGUGUUUGUGAAAUUUAAACAGUAAAGCACAUUUAAACAAGAUAAUUUCUAAAACAGUGACAAAAGUUAAACAAUCAAUACAUAUUAAAUAUGAAAACAAUGUUUUGGCCAAAAGGGAUUGCAAUUCAUAAAUUGUACCAACUAAAUUACAUGUCAAUGCUUCCCUGUGUGACAUCUUGCCCCCGUGUCUUUUACAGUAUAUCUUAGGCUACAGAAGGAGAGUAGAUCUCUUAAAUUUAAAGAUUUUAUGUUUGAUACUAUAUGUGGGGGUUUGGUAUCUCCAGAUUACAAGUUUAUCGAUUCAUAAAUGUCUUUUCAUUUGACAUCAUUCAUUCAGGUUAUUUGUAUGGUCAUAUACACUUAUUUACACUUUCUGUGGGAAGAACUGUUGUAUUCAAUGCACAACACUUCAACAAAGCAAUAUAUUAUCAAUUACAUUAUAAAUAAAUA